Molecule: messenger RNA, 1989 nt
Organism: Cyclopterus lumpus (lumpfish)
Lineage: Eukaryota; Metazoa; Chordata; Actinopteri; Perciformes; Cyclopteridae
Exons: 6
Coding region: 53-934 (293 amino acids)
Biological process (GO): response to bacterium
Source: RefSeq, a predicted model, not a curated record
UCCCAUUUGUGUGUGUGACAUCAGUAGUGCAAGACAAGAGUGCUGCGCCACAAUGAUCUCAAGACUGGCUGCUUUAAUUCUCCUUUGUACAGUUUAUCUGAUUCAAACUGCAGAGGUUCCUCAACAGGUCCCUUUGACUUUGGCCCAACUUGGUGGGAAUGUUACUUUGUGGUGUUCAGUUUCUGAGAAGGAAGGCAAAGCAUUUUACUGGUUCAAGCAGCCUCUUGGAUAUAUGGUCCAACAAGUCGUUGUUGUUGUUCUCAACAAAAUGACAGUUAGUGAGCAGUUUAAGUCCCGGUUCACAUUCAAAAUAGAUAAAGCUCUGUAUUCUCUUACCAUCAGAAAUAUCAGCAAAGAGGACGAAGCGACAUACUUCUGUUUCAGUGGAACUACAUAUUCAAGCAGUUUUGUUAGUACGUUCUUGGCUGUUAAAGAUCGUAAGCAGCAGAGAUCUUUCUACGUGAAACAAAGUCCGCUCACUGAGUCGGUCCAGCCGGGCGACUCGGUGACUCUCCAGUGUUCACUUGUCUCCAGGAACAAAGAAGACAGAGUCCAGUGUCCAGGUGAACACAGUGUGCACUGGUUCAGAUCUGGAUCAGGAGAAUCUCAUCCAGGCUUCCUUCACACUCACAGUGAUGCUCAAGAAGAAAGAAGUUGUGACUUCAGUCUGUCCAAAACUAUACACAACUCCUCUGAUACUGGGACCUACUACUGUGCUGUGGCCACAUGUGGAGAGAUCCUGUUUGGUGAAGGAACCCAAGUGGACACAAAAAUCAAAGGAAAGUCUGCAAAAAUUGCAAAGGAGCAGAGAGUGCUUCCCAUCAUCCUGGACAUGACGGGUCAACUGUGGACCGGUCAAAUGCUCCGUUUUUGCAGGAUGCUGAAGCAAAGGGAGUUAACUACGCAGCACUGGAUUUCUCCACGAGGAAAGUGAAAGGAGGGAAGAGGAAGAAGAGCGAGUCGCCACAAGAGUAUGAGUACUCUGCUGUGAGAGCGUAUGACCACAACCAGCAGCACCCUUGUCCAUAGAAAGGGCCCGGGCAGAGGCCCCAAAGUCUCCACAGAGUGCUUCUACCUUGGUGUGAUCUUACAGAGCUUUAUAUUCCCAACUGGCAUCCCAUAGUGACACGAGGAACAUGUGUAUCAGAAUCUGUAUACAUCUUCUAAAGAGGUUUAGAGUUGUCUAACACCGAGGUCGGCAUGUCUGUUGACUUGUUUGCUUUUGUUGACAUAAAACUGGAUAUUUAUUUUAUCUCCUCAUUUUGAAACAACUGCAUCUUCACUCAUCACAAAUAGUACCAAAAGGAUCAUGUCAGUUCACUAUUUAAAAUCCUCAAGCUGCCCUUGUCUGUUUGUUGUGGUCUUUCACAUUUAGUGUUUGUUUAUUGAGACUUUAUAGCAAGGGAUGGUGCGACAGAUCAUCUUCCCACCACUGCCAUCUGUUGGUGAAAACAGCAGAUACAACUUACUUAACUUGUUGUUCAUUAGCUCAACUAAAUAUCAAUACGUUUGUUUAUUUAAUCCAUUUUUAAAAUGAAUCGAAUCAAUAAAAAAAAUCCCUUUAAGUUCACUCGUAUCUAUUGUUCAUAACAGAGACUGGAAGCCAGCAGAGAUAUUUCAACACAGGACAAAUUCAGAUACUCCGCCUCCUCAGGAAUGACCCGCCCACUCGGACAUCUUGAGUGAAACACAUCAGCAGGAAGAGUUCAGCAUCCUCUAAGUUCACACCCACCAUGUUUAGUUUCAUAGUCACCCGACACGCAUGUGCACAUACUUCACAACUGAACACAAUCCAGUACAAAUACAUCUCAAACUCAUUCAAAAGAAUUGCAGAGGAGUCUGUAGACUCUGUCUUGUGUUUAUCCCUACAUGCAUUGCUGAGUUUAGUAUUGUUUAUGUUGUGUUCGUUUUACCACGACUAAUAUUUUAACUCUGUAACCUGUAAUGUGCAUUGUCCCUGAUAAAUAAACAAUGAACAUUCUUUUUAAA